Molecule: messenger RNA, 2766 nt
Organism: Adineta ricciae
Lineage: Eukaryota; Metazoa; Rotifera; Eurotatoria; Adinetida; Adinetidae
Source: the annotation of a GenBank genome assembly
AUGAGCCGAUCAGACUUAGACGCUAUCUUACAAGAAUUAAUAAAUGAUACUAGCGAUACCAAAACAUCGGCUGGCAGCAAGAAUAAAAAAGUCAACUAUGAUCUUGAUGACGAUGAUGACGAUUGGGAUCGGACUCCUAGGGAUUCGAAAAAGCCAAUGUCAAAUAUUGCAACAGCACAAGCGAAUGAUUUUGACGAUCCAGGUCUCGACGGCGAUGAUAGAUGGAAUCAAACAGCCGGCUCAACUUUUUCCUACAUGCCGACUUUUGGCGGUACGGGCACAUUGACCAAUACAUUGCCUGGUCAAGAUACAAUACAACGUAUUGUAAGUCAACCUCGACCAGCAACAUCAAGUGGUUCUCGAAAAUUUGACGAUUUGUUUGGAAGUUCACCGCCGAAAUCUACUUUAACAGGCGAUACAGAUAAAAGCAAGAAAAUAGUUCGCUUUGACGAGUUUGAACUUGGACGACCAUCAACUGCUCCAGCGCCUACAAAUACUUCACAAAACCAAUCUGGUUCAGGAGUUAUAUCAGCCAUGCGUACUGGCCUCGAACCAAAUAAAUCAUUCAGUACGCUGUCUUCCAGUAAAACAGCAGCAGCGGCAACAUCAGCUGAACCGAACGAUCCGAACGCAUGGCUUGGCCUAAAAGAUGAAUCAACUGAAGGUGAACACGAUGACUUUCUAUCGCGCCCAAAACAGAAGGUAGAAUCAGUGGUUACUACUCUUGCAAAAAAGACACCGAUAGCGCCGAGUCAGACAAAACCACCAGCAGUUCCCGAACAACCAAAAAAAUGGAAUAUAGAAGAUUUUCUCGACAAUGAUAAAGAACAAUUGAAACAACCAAUUAUUGUUCCGCCAGCAACAUCUACGAAAACAUCUCCAAAUUCCUGGCUUCAAGAUCUAACAACAACAGAUAAACGUCCGACUCCAUUGAAUGCACCGAAAACUACAUCGCUCACAGAAGUUCAACCAGUUAAAUCAACCGCUCAGAAGUUGUUCGAUUCAGACAAUGACUUCAAAAAUGUUACUUUUAGAGACACUGAGAGAGAAUUACUUUUUACGAAUGAUCCAUCCGUUUCAGCUACAACUCGAUCGAAUCAAUCAACAGUAAACCUCGAUGUGAAAAAACUUCAAUACGAAAACAAUGAGCUUCGCAUGACAUUGGAUCAUGUCAAGCGACAAAACGAAGUUGAACGAGCGAUGCUCGAAGAAGGUUACAAGCAUCGCAUGGAAUAUAUCGAAAAGAGUUGUGAAAGACGAGAAUCACGACUAAAGGAAGAAAAUGAACAUUUACUUCGUCAAUUGAAUGACCGCACACAACAAUUCGAGAGCGAAAAAUCAACAUUAAUACUCGAUCAUCAACGGCGUUUAGAUGAUUUACAGCGAGAUCGAACAACUGAAUUAGAAAAUCUUCGAGCAUUACAAAGACAAACUGUCGAUCAUUUGCGUAGAGAACAUGAACAAACAAUUCAACGCUUGAAACAACUUAAACAAGAGGAAUUAGCGACCGCCCUGGAUGUCACAACUCAUACGAGAGCGUUUGAAUCUGUUGUCGAUCAUAUGGAACAAAAUGCGAAAAAUAUUGACGAACUUCGACUCAAACUCGAGGCAAAACAUAGUUCGGUACUAUCCGAAAAAGAAGUCGAAGCACGCACCAAGGAACAACAACUUAAAGCUUAUGAAGAACGUUUGCACAUGCAAUCAGCCGAUUUCGAACGUGAACGUAAAAAUUUACAAGAUCUCAUUGCUCGACUCGAAGUUCAUCUUUCUGAACAGACUAAACUUGUCGAAGAAGAACGAUGGAAAGCUCUACAGGCUCAAAAACGUAUGGAAGCAAUGCAAGAUGCUUUGAAUGGUGAGCAGCGUCUAUUCACGGAAAAGAUCGCUCGUGAACGUACUGAAAUUCAACGAGGCAAAGAUCAAUUGCUUGAGGAUCAAAAAGUUGCUCUUGCAAGUGUUUACGAAAGUCGAUCGCAAUUAGCUAGCGAACGUGCAAAAGUCGAAGCGUUGCAGAAAGCAUUUCAAGAGCAAAAACAUCGCGACAUGCUGCAGGCUGCUUCGAUCGAAGCUGAAGCUCGUGCUCAACAAAAAGUUGUUUCAGAACAAAUGGCACGUUUGGAAAAACGCGAACAAGAAAUCAUCAAACGCGAAGAAGCACUGAAUAUAGAACGGCGCUCGUUAGUUGAACUGAAACAACGUGUCGAGAUUGAACAAUCGGCUAUUAAAAAUGAACACGAAGAUGUUAAGCAGAAACUGCUCGAUAUUGAACAUGCGAACAAUGCGAUUCAUAAAGAAAAAGAACGCUUAUCUCAAUUGUACUUCGAGCUGCACGCUUUGGAUGGAAAAAAUACAGGUCGACUUCAGCAAUUACAACAGUCGAUUCAAACUCUUCGACAACAAGAAGAACAUAUGAGCGAACAAUAUUCCCGAAUGGCUGACGAUCGACAGAAUCGUACUCAUCUCCGUUCAAGUGUUACAUUUGGUUCACAAUCUCCGAUGAAAGAUACAGGUUUUUCCACUAUGCAACUCGUUUCAGCAACACCACUUUUAAAUACAACGAUAUCUGUUCAACAAUCAAUCGAAGAAAGUGCUGUUCUACGAUCAUUACGUAUGAAUGCACUCCAGGAUCAAUUAUAUAUUCAAGAUGAAAUGUCAUUUCUGAGUAGUUUACGCGCUGCAAAUCCUCUUUUACCACGUACUGGAACAAAAAGUAACAGCAAUCUGCAUCGACAUACGGAUCACAAUUUACUUAGGACCAAUCAUUAG